Messenger RNA from Spinacia oleracea (spinach), 2066 nucleotides. RefSeq names its product serine/threonine-protein kinase AtPK2/AtPK19. The transcript is spliced from 7 exons. The coding region runs from base 691 to 1851 and encodes 386 amino acids. Lineage: Eukaryota; Viridiplantae; Streptophyta; Magnoliopsida; Caryophyllales; Amaranthaceae. Gene Ontology annotation, molecular function: protein serine/threonine kinase activity; ATP binding. Gene Ontology annotation, biological process: protein phosphorylation. The record is from RefSeq and is a predicted model, not a curated record.
UAUUUCUUCUUCCUUUCAUUCGUUUUUCUGAUUACAUUGCCAUAUCAAAUUCAUCAAUUAGCCGACUAGCGACGUUUGUCACUUUGUCGUCUAGGAAAGAAAACCAGGCUAACAGCCUGAAUUACCAUUUUCGUUUAAAUUGGGUUACUUCGUUUGUUUCCAAUUUUCCAUGUGAUCAUCUUCAAUUUGUUUUUAAUUUCUUUUAAAAGUUGCCCGAUAAUUUGCACUCCUCUGCUUUACUCAAUUAUGACUUUGUCUUCUGAAUAAUGCAAAAUUCAACAAUUCCUCUUAGUCUGCUGUGAUUUAAUAUUUUCAAGAUUUUUGCAUGAAAAUAUACCAAGUAUGUAGAUUAAAAAAAGAAGUCAAUAACUUUUUUUUUUUUUUUUUUGAUAAUAAGUCAAUAACUACCUUAUUAUUGAUAUUUGGGCGGCUAUAUUACCAUUUUAAUCCGUUAUUGUUGCUAGGUAUUACGCAAAUCAAGUUUUGAUCAUAUAUUCAUAUUAAAGUUGAUGAAUUCAAAAAGUGGUUCAGGAUCAAUUGUUUCCCACAAGCAGGGAAGCAAGAACUAUUGUUCUUUCUGGGUUUUGGUUUGCUCACUUCCAAGUUUCCUGGGCACUUUGCUUCGAUUAACUCGGAUUAAAACUAAUUAACCCAUUAAAGCCCUUAAUCCACAAUUUUUAACACAGAAAGAUGGUUGUGUUGACAUCAGAUUGUGUUGGGAUUCAUAAUUUUGCUGAUGUUUUUGGUCCAAUACCAGUCCGACCCUCAAUUGAUCCUUAUUUUCGAGGUUCCAAGGACUCGAAUUACCCUAAAAAAGGGAAUGGUAGUCUUGAAGUUCUGUCGUUGGAUCUUGACAAAAAAUCAUGUGUUGGGGUUGAGGAUUUUGAAGUGCUUAAAGUUGUGGGAAGGGGCUCAUUUGGGAAAGUUUUUCAAGUUCGAAGGAAGGGAUCAUCCAAUGAAGUUUACGCGAUGAAGGUGAUUUCGAAGGACAAGGUGAUCGAAAAGAAUCAUGUCGAAUACAUCAAAUCCGAGAGGGAGAUACUAAUGAUAGUUGAUCAUCCCUUCAUUGUUAAGCUUAAUUAUACAUUUCAGACAAAAUAUAGGCUCUAUUUUGUGUUAGAUUUUGUCAAUGGAGGUCAGCUGUUCUUUCAACUCCUUCAACAUGGCUUAUUUAGGGAGGAUUUGGCUCGAGUUUAUACAGCUGAGAUAGUCUCUGCAGUUUCUUACUUGCACAAAAAUGGCAUCAUGCAUCGGGAUCUUAAGCCAGAGAACAUUCUAUUAGGUGCCGAUGGCCACAUAAUGUUGACUGACUUCGGACUAGCAAAACAAUUUGACGACACAACAAGAUCCAACUCUUUGUGUGGAACAACUGAGUAUAUGGCACCUGAAAUUAUUCUUGGCAAAGGGCAUAACAAGGCUGCUGAUUGGUGGAGUCUUGGGAUUCUCUUAUAUGAGAUGCUUAUUGGAAAGCUACCCUUUAGUGGUGGAAACAGGUACAAAUUGCAGCAGAAAAUAGUCAAAGACAAAAUCAAAUUACCUACCUUUUUAACAAGUGAGGCACAAUCUCUAGUAAAAGGGCUGCUUAUGAAAAACCCGAGCAAACGGCUAGGAAGUGGACCUCGUGGAGAAGAUGAGAUAAAGAGUCAUAGAUGGUUCAAGUGCAUCAACUGGAAGAAGUUGGAAAACAAAGAAAUUCAACCCAACUUUAGACCAUUUGUUGGAGGAAAUGAAUGUGUUCUUAAUAUUGCAGAUGAAUGGACCAAAAUGUCUCUGGUCGAUUCUCCGGCGACUAGUCCAAGGUCCAGUGAAGAGAAAGAAAACAUCUUCGAGGAAUUUGGCAAUUUUGUUUGAGAAUUGUCACUCGACAGAGUUAAGGAGAAUUGUCAUGUUGUAUCCUUUUCUCUUCAUAAAUUAAUAAAAUGUUUAAGAAUAUCAAUCUUGAUUACAAAUGUACUGUAUGUAUGUCUUUCAGAGUACUCCCCAACUUGAUUACAAAUGUACAAUUUAUUCGGAUAACUAGAUUAGAUAUCGUGCACGCACGGAUUAUGAUAAUUUCUUUUACAAAA